Peronospora belbahrii is the source of this 1047-nucleotide messenger RNA. The record is from the annotation of a GenBank genome assembly. NCBI's taxonomy places the organism in Eukaryota, Oomycota, Peronosporomycetes, Peronosporales, Peronosporaceae.
AUGUCAAUUACGUUGCGACUUGCAACUCUGCGAAGACCUCCAUUAAGCUCUCUAUGUCUACGUUGGUCAUCUACCACUCACGUCUCUCGUCUACGUGGUACUCCACACCUGAAACGUAAAUUGGGUCAGCAUUUACUGAUCUCCGAUGGUAUUUUAUCCCAAAUCGUAGCAGCUUCGGAGCUGUCUGCCACUACAUCGACGUCUUUGCGUGUACUAGAAAUUGGGCCAGGAACGGGCAAUCUAACGUCAGCCUUGUUGCAAUUGAGUCCACGAGUACAGAUUCAUGCUGUGGAAUUUGAUUUUCGCAUGGUCGAGCAAUUGAAGCUUCGUUUUCCUACUGAGAUUGAGUCCGAGCGUCUUGUGGUCGAACAGUGUGAUUUUGAACAAUUCCAGUUUGUAGUAGCGAAUCAACCACAUCAGGAGACGUUGUUUGAUGCUUGUGUCGCUAAUCUUCCAUACAAAUUGUCGUCCAUAGUCGUAUCUAGACUGUUGAAUUAUAUGCAUCGCUUCCCAAUGACUUUCAAGUGUGCAGUGCUGUUGGUUCAAGAAGAGUUUGCAUUGAGAUUAUUAGCUUCACCAGGUAACAAGAACUACAGUCGCUUGAGUGCUAAUACGGCAUUGGUGGCUGAUGUCACGUCAGUUGUGAAAGUACCGCGACAACAUUUCUUACCACCACCAAAGGUGGACUCGCGAGUGAUUAAACUCUCCCCACGUGCUGCGUUGAUGCCUGUGUUGCCUGCAGAUGAUGAGCUCUUCUUUCAAAAGUUUGAUGCAUUGCUGAGGUUAUGCUUUGAACGGAAGAAUAAGACACUGAGGGCAUUGCUCCUGGCUAAGACUGCGAGGUCGCAAUAUCUGCUGAAUGAGGCGGAAGAAGAGGACAAACAUCAGGCAAUUACUGAACGUGUAGAGGCCGCUCUGGAAGCUAGUGGACUUGCGUCGAACCGAGCAGUGAAGGUCUCUGUGGCUGAGUUUAUGAAGCUGAUGCACGAAUUGCGUGAGCGUGGAAUUGAUCUCCGGCCAAGCACUACACGUCAUUUCCGGGUGUAG